Molecule: messenger RNA, 3329 nt
Organism: Cicer arietinum (chickpea)
Lineage: Eukaryota; Viridiplantae; Streptophyta; Magnoliopsida; Fabales; Fabaceae
Biological process (GO): protein phosphorylation
Molecular function (GO): protein kinase activity; ATP binding; protein binding
Source: RefSeq, a predicted model, not a curated record
ACAAUUCUCAACUUUUUCAAAGUCAAACACUUCAUUGCAUAAACACUACAAGUUGCAAAAACCAUUUUCCUCCUCUUUGCAAAUUCAGCUUCUUUUCAAUGCAAUAACUAAAAACCCUAAAAAAAAAGAAAAAAAAAUCUCAAAACCCAAAUGAAAAAAUCAAAUCUUUUUUCAUUUCACUAUCUUCUAACAAUUUUUCUCAUCAUUCUAAUUCAUGCAAAAUCUCAAUCUCAUUACAAUCUUCAUGAUGAAGAACAUGAAACCCUAAUGAAGUUAAAACAACACUUUGAAAAUCCAUCAAAACUAACUCAUUGGAUUUCAUCAAACACUUCUCAUUGUUCUUGGCAAGAAAUCAUUUGCACCAAUGGUUCAAUCACACAACUAAAUCUUUUUGACACCAACAUAAAUCAAACCAUACCACCUUUCAUAUGUGAUCUCAAAAACCUAACACAUGUUGAUUUCAACAACAAUUUCAUACCUGGAAUGUUCCCAACAUAUCUCAACAACUGUUCAAAAUUGGAGUAUCUUGAUUUGUCAAUGAACAAUUUUAUUGGUAAAAUUCCUGAUGAAAUUUUCACUUUUUCUAAUUUGAAGUAUCUUAAUCUUAGUUACAAUAAUUUAACUGAUGAUAUUCCUAAAAGUAUUGGAAGGAUGAAAGAAUUGAGGUUUCUUGCACUUCAAGCUUGUUUAUUUAAUGGAACUUACCCUGAUGAGAUUGGAAACUUGUUGAAUCUUGAAACAUUGGAUUUGUCAUCAAAUUCAAUGUUUUUGCCUUCUAAGUUGCCAAUGAAUUGGACCAAAUUGAGUAAAUUGAAGGUGUUUUAUAUGUAUGACUGCAAUCUGUUUGGUGAAAUGCCUGAACCAAUGGGAAAAAUGGCUUCUUUGGAGAAACUUGAUGUUUCACAAAAUGGUUUAACUGGAAAAAUUCCUAGUGGUUUGUUCAUGCUGAAAAAUCUUUCCAUAUUGUUUCUUUCGAGAAACAAUCUUUCUGGAGAGAUACCUAGUUUGGUUGAAGCGUUGAAUUUGACUAUCAUUGAUCUUACGAGGAACCGUCUUACAGGAAAAAUUCCAGAUGAUUUUGGAAAGCUGCAAAAGUUAACAGGCUUAGCUUUAUCUAUGAAUAACUUGUCAGGCAAGAUACCACAAAGCAUAGGUAACCUUCCAUCUUUGAUAGAUUUUAAGGUCUUUAUGAACAAUUUGUCAGGUACUCUUCCUUCUAAUUUUGGUCUUUACUCAAAGCUAGGAACUUUUCUUAUUUCUUCAAACAGUUUUAGUGGAAGGUUACCUGAAAAUUUGUGCUAUCACGGUGAGUUACUUAAUUUAGCUGUUUAUGAAAAUCACUUAAGUGGUGAGUUGCCAGAAUCACUUGGAAAUUGUAGCAGCCUUGUGAAGCUGAAAGUUUACAAUAAUGAAUUUUAUGGCAAAAUUCCUAGUGGUCUUUGGAAUAUUAAUUUGGUGGACUUCAUGGUAAGUCAUAAUAAGUUCACUGGUGAGCUACCUCAAAAUUUGUCUUCAAGUAUUACACUUUUUGACAUAAGUUACAAUCAGUUUUAUGGUGAAAUUCCAAAUGGUGUAUCUUCUUGGACUAAUGUUGUUGAGUUUAUAGCUAGCAAAAAUUUUCUUAAUGGAAGUAUUCCUCAAGAGCUAACAAAUCUUUUUAAGCUAGAAAAAUUGUUGCUUGAUCAAAAUCAGCUCAAAGGGUCACUUCCAUUUGAUGUAACAUCAUGGAAGUCCUUAGUGUUUCUAAAUUUGAGCCAAAACCAACUCAAUGGAGAAAUACCGGUUUCUAUUGGUCAUUUACCUUCCCUUGGUGUUCUUGAUGUUUCAGAAAAUCAAUUCUCUGGUCAAAUACCUUCUGUACUUCCUAGAAUCACAGUUCUCAAUCUAUCAUCCAAUCAUUUGACAGGUAGAGUUCCUAGUGAAUUUGAAAAUUCAGCAUAUGAUAGAAGUUUUUUGAACAAUUCUGGUCUAUGUGCUGAUACAGAAGAACUUAGCCUUACUCUUUGCAAUUCUAAAACUCAAGGUCAAAGCAAAGACUCGUCUUUAUCUCCUACUUUGAUUAUAAUCUUAGUGGUAGUUUCUACUUUAGUUGUUUUGUUGAUAUCAUUCAUUAUUAUCAAAAUUUACGGUAAAAGAAAGCGAGGUUCGGAUGAUUACUCAUGGAAACUCACUUCAUUUCAAAGGCUAAAUUUCACAGAAUCAGAUAUAGUAUCUUCAAUGACAGAAAAUAAUGUUAUUGGAAGUGGUGGAUAUGGAAAAGUUUAUAGAGUUGCUGUUGAUGGAUUAGGCUAUAUAGCUGUGAAAAAAAUUUGGGAAAAAAAAAAACUAGACCAUAAUCUUGAGAAGUCAUUUCACACCGAGGUUAAAAUAUUGAGCAGCAUUCGACAUCGAAACAUUGUUAAAUUAUUAUGUUGCAUCUCUAAUGAGGAUACAAUGCUUCUUGUGUAUGAAUAUGUCGAAAACCGUAGCCUUGAUAGAUGGCUGCACAAGAAGAGUAUGAAAUCUUCAAAUGUUUCAAGUUCAGUUCAUCAUGUUGUUCUUGAUUGGACAAAGAGAUUGCAAAUAGCUAUUGGGAUAGCUCAAGGUUUGAGCUACAUGCAUCAUGAAUGUUCACCACCUGUUGUUCAUAGAGAUGUGAAGACAAGUAACAUACUUUUGGAUUCUCAGUUCAAUGCAAAAGUUGCUGAUUUUGGUCUUGCUAGGAUGUUGAUCAAGCCUGGUGAACUUGCUACCAUGUCAGCUGUCAUUGGAUCAUUUGGCUAUAUGGCUCCAGAAUAUGUUCAAACGACUCGAGUUAGUGAAAAGAUUGACGUGUUCAGCUUUGGUGUUAUCCUAUUGGAACUAACAACCGGUAAAGAAGCUAAUUAUGGCGACGAGCAUUCAUCUCUUGCAGAAUGGUCAUGGUGCCACAUUCAAGCAGGAAGCAAUAUAGAAGAGUUGCUUGACAAAGAAGUAAUGGAAUCAAGUCACUUGAAUGGAAUGUGUAAAGUUUUCAAACUUGGUGUUAUGUGUACUUCAACACUUCCAUCAAGUAGACCUUCCAUGAAAGAGGUUUUGGAAGUAUUGCUCAAUUGUGGAGAAUUGUUUGCUUAUGGAGAGAGGAAUAUUGUUGGUCAUAAUGUUAAUGAUGGUGUUCCACUUCUUAGAAAUUCAAAAAGAGAGUGUAAGUUAGAUAUUGAUGAUAAUGAUAGCUAGCUAGAUUAAUUUGCAAUAGAAUAAGUAAGUUUCAUGUUGGAUUUUGGAUAAAUCAUACAAAAGUUUUAUUAUAAAUUCUAGAAUUUUAAUAUUAAUACUAACAAAAGUUAUAUUGGUCCGAGUGAGACAUUAAA